Cricetulus griseus (Chinese hamster) is the source of this 2946-nucleotide messenger RNA. NCBI's taxonomy places the organism in Eukaryota, Metazoa, Chordata, Mammalia, Rodentia, Cricetidae. The record is from RefSeq and is a predicted model, not a curated record.
UUCUCACUUCCUUCUUGGCUCCACCCUGAUGGCUCAGUGACGUGCCACAAGGAAAUGUUAGAUUCUCUAGGGGGUGGUCUUAAAGGACUGUUACUGCCGAAAGAAUGAUCGCUGGAAAGAAUGAUCCGCUGAGGAGACUGUUUGGAAGGGGUAUGAUGAGGACAGACGUGGAGAAGGCAGCAGCGAGUGUGGGGUGACCAGCCUCACCAGGGAUAAAGAAACUCAGAAGGACAAACACAAAGAGAUACCUUUUCUUCUUAAAGGAGCUGGCUUGUGCUCUCCCCACCCCCAGAAGCUGCCAAUUGCUAGAGGGGCCGUCAGAAGAUAGAACUCAUAAACCCAGUUUCUACCCCAAGACACUGCAUCCCAAAGAAACAAGUGUCCAUUCCUCAAGGAAAGGGCUAAGAAUGCUAGGCAUUAGAAUUGACAAUCAUGGAGACCAAUGAUCAUGACAUACCCCAGGAUGGAUCCACAACCUCAAGUAGUCAGAGGACCACUGGGGAAGACAGUCAUCCGUUGAUUGAAGCUGUUAAAGAGGGGAAUGUUGACAGGAUAAAGCAAUUGCUGCAAAGAGGAGCUGAUAUCAAUGCCUGUGAAGACAUUGGGGGCUGGACACCUUUGCACAACGCAGUGCAGCUUGGCAAAGUAGACAUUGUCCAUCUCCUGCUUCGUCAUGGAGCUGACCCUCAUCAGAGGAAGAAGAAUGGGGCCACUCCCUUCAUCAUCGCUGGGAUCAAUGGAGAUGUGACACUGCUUCAGACAUUCCUCUCUAAAGGAGCAGAUGUCAAUGAGUGUGACUUGAAUGGCUUCACGGCUUUCAUGGAAGCUGCUGAGUGUGGUAAGGUUGAAGCCUUAAGACUCCUUUUUGAUAAGGGAGCCAAUGUGAAUUUGAGACGAGAGACAACAGAGGACAAAAAGCGAAUGAAGAGAGGAGGGGCCACUGCUCUUAUGAGUGCUGCUGAGAAAGGUCACACAGAAGUCGUGAGUAUUCUCCUCAAUGAGAUGCGGGCAGAAGUCAAUGUCCAGGACAAUAAGGGCAGAAAUGCCUUGAUCUGUACUCUGCGGGACCCAGAGGGUAAAAACGUGGAGGAGAUUACUCGUCUUCUGCUCCAUCAUGGGGCUGAUGCUAACGUGAGAGGAGAAGGAGGGAAGACACCUUUGAUCUUGGCAGUGGAAAAGCAAAAACACACAGGUUUGGUGCAGAUGAUACUGAGCCAAGAGGAAAUAAACAUUGAUGCCAGAGAUAGCCAGGGCAAGACAGCCCUGCAAUUUGCUGUUGAACACAACCUGAAUGAAAUAGUUGAGUUGCUGUGUGCUAAGGGAGCCAGUACCGAGUGUGGGGAUCUUGUUGGGAUAGCCAGGCGAAAUUACAACUCUUACCUUGUAGAACUUCUUCUCCAUUAUGGAGCUAAGGAUCAAACUGGCCCUCCUGAUGGAGACUGGUUGCCUCACAGUUCACGUUGGGGGAAAGCCUUGAAGAGACUCCACAGUAUGCAUCGACCCAUGAUUGGCAAACUCAAGAUCUUUGUGGAUGAGGAAUUUAAAAUUGCUAGCACUUCUGAAGGGGCCGUCUACUUGGGAUUCUAUGACAAUCAAGAGGUGGCUGUGAAGGUCUUCCCUGAGGACAGCACACGUGCACUUAAUGAAGUCUCCUGUCUGCAGGGCUUCCUUGGCCACAAUAACUUCGUGACUUUCUAUGGAAAAGAGAUCACCAAGGACUGUUUUUAUGUGUGUGUGUCCCUGUGUGAAUGGACAUUGGAAGAGUUCCUGGGUGAGCACAGAGAGGAACCCAUGGAGAACAGUGAAGAUACAUUUGCUCGCAAUGUGCUAUUGUCUGUUUUUAAGGCUGUUCAAACACUACACUUGGAAGGAUAUACCCAUCAGGAUCUGCAGCCACAAAACAUCUUAAUAGAUUCCAAGGAAGCUGUUUACCUGGCAGAUUUUGAUCAGAGCAUCCAAGGGACGGGAGAUCCCCAGAACGUCAUGAGAGACUUGGAGGCCCUUGGACGGCUGGUCCUCUAUGUGGUAAAGAAAGGUGAGAUCCCUUUUGAGGAACUGAAAGAUCAAGAUAAUAAAAAGGUGGCUGAAACAUCUCCAGAUGAGGACACUAAGGACCUCAUUCAGUGCCUGUUUUCUCCUGGAAAGAAUGUAAAGAACUGUCUGAAGGACCUACUUGGCCAUCCUUUCUUUUGGACUUGGGAGCAACGGUACAGGGUGCUUCGGGAUGUGGGGAAUGAAUCUGACAUCAAAAAACGGAAAAAGAAUAGCAAGCUUCUCAAACUACUACAGCCUGGGACACCUGGGCCUUCCAGAAGUUUCAAUCAGUGGAAAUCUAAGAUCGACAAAUGUGUUAUGGAAGAAAUGGAUGAUUUCCAUCUGCCCAAUAGACCUAGAAAUCCUUAUCAGGAAACUGUGGGCGAUCUACUGAAGUUCAUUCGGAAUAUAGGAGAGCACAUCAAUGAGGACAAAAACAAGCAUAUGAAGGAGAGGCUUGGAGACCCUUCUCGUUAUUUUCAGGAAACGUUUCCAGAUCUUACAAUCUAUGUCUACAAGACACUAAAGGACACAGAAUACAGCAAACAUUUCCUACAGACUCAACCAAGCUGCAGCGUGCCUGAGGCAGUAGGACCACAGAACUGAAUCUUGCAAGUUCAAGGAACCGAUUUUUAAUGUGUAUAGUUCUUGCAAGUUGAAUAUCUCUGAUCUCUUAAGUAAUCUGGUUGCUUGUGAGGGCUGAGUUAGAGAACCAAUGUGUCAGCUUCUGAUACACUGUUCUACACAAUCACAAAAGCAGUGUACUACACUACUCCAUUUUAGGGAGAGCCUUCUGUUAAAAUUUCAUUUUCUUAAAAAUAAGUGUGUGUGGCUGGGCGUUGGUAGUGGACGCCUUUAAUCCCAGCACUCGGGAGGCAGAGGCAGGUGGAUCUCUGUGAGUUCGAGGCCAGC